UUUUGCAGAAAGGGCUCAAAGAAAACUUCGCUGAUGCUCAAGUCUCUGUUGUAGACUGUCCUGAUCUGACUCAGGAACCCUUCAACUUUCCUGCCAAAGGAAUCUGUGGAAAACCUAGGAUAGCUGAUGUGGGAGGUGUUCCUUACCUCAUACCUCUUGUACAGAAAGAAAAAGUGUAUGAUCUAAAUACAGUUGCAAAGGACAUAGAGCUGCCUGGAGCUUUCAUUCUUGGAGCUGGAGCUGCUUCAGCUAAGAUUCUUGGAGUAAAUGCUGAGCUUAUCCCUAUUGUUCAAACUAAGAGUGACAAAAAGCCUGCUGUAAAUGGGAGCUAUGUUGCUCAGAUAAAUCCUGCAGAUAAAGGGUGCCUGCUUGAGAAGUACAGCAGUAAAUACACUGACUGUGAGUUUGGGCUGCUGGCCAACCUUUAUGCCAGUGAGGGCCAACCUGGUAAGGUUAUUGAAGUGAAAGCCAACGGAAGAACUGGGGAACUGAACUUUGUGUCUUGUCUCAGACAAAUUUUAGAGAAACAGUAUGGAGAAAAGCCAGUUGGGAUGGGUGGUACGUUUAUCAUUCAGAAGGGGAAAGCCAAGAUUCACAUUAUGCCCCCAGAAUUUUCUGCCUGUCCUCUGAAUACUGAUGAAGAUGUGAACAACUGGCUCAAAUUCUUUGAAAUGAAGGCUCCACUGAUCUGUCAGCCAGUUAUAGUUUCCAGAGACCCAGGCUUCGACCUGCGUGUGGAGCACACCCACUGCUUCAGCCACCACGGGGAGGGAGGGCACUACCACCAGGACACCAGCCCCGACAGCGUGCAGUACCUGGGGUACUUCCUGCCUGCCGAGCUGCUCUUCCGCAUCGACCGGCCCCAGGAGACCCACCUCGUCGGGAGAGACUGA
Molecule: messenger RNA, 893 nt
Organism: Nestor notabilis (Kea)
Lineage: Eukaryota; Metazoa; Chordata; Aves; Psittaciformes; Psittacidae
Gene: BKGD
Product: chromosome unknown open reading frame, human C11orf54
Exons: 7
Cellular component (GO): nucleus
Molecular function (GO): zinc ion binding; hydrolase activity, acting on ester bonds
Source: RefSeq, a predicted model, not a curated record